Molecule: messenger RNA, 606 nt
Organism: Caenorhabditis remanei
Lineage: Eukaryota; Metazoa; Nematoda; Chromadorea; Rhabditida; Rhabditidae
Exons: 3
Coding region: 1-606 (201 amino acids)
Source: RefSeq, a predicted model, not a curated record
AUGAAAUAUCUGAUUCUUGGAAGCAUUUUGAUAAUUUCCGUUGCCGGUCAAGGAUGGCAAUGGAAUCCAUUUAAUCAAUGGCAACAACCAGCAGCUCCAGUUUGGCCACAACAACAACAAUGGGGCGGAGCCAAUGGGUUCGGAGCUCAGCCACAACCACAAUCAUUUGCUCCAGCUCAACAAGGAGUGAAGAAUGCAGUUCAAGAUAGAAUUCAACAAAUUUACGGAGUACCUGGGAAGAGGAAUGCCAAUCAGAAAUUGAGAGUUUGCUGUAGAUCGUUGAAGGAUGCUGACGUGGACUGCAGAAGAAAAUACUGCGAUUUUGAAGCUUUCAGACCAGAUCAGGUGCUUGGAUACUUGGCAGAAUGCUCUCCAAAGGGUCCAACAGUCGGUCAAAUGUGGGAUUGUGCAUCUUCUCGUGCUGAUCACACAGCCUGUUGUCAACGUCAAGGAGUUCUUCCAGCAUGUAUGGCUUACUGUGAAACAACAAAUGGAGUUCCAACUGAUUAUCUCAAAUACGCACUCUGUGUUGGACAAUUCGACAGAAUCCGUUUCUGUUUCCGUGAAUAUCUCGAAGGACAUCCAAACAUCAAGGGAGAUUCUUAA